AUGUCUCCAGGAAUGACCCUUUUCGCGGUUCAGGCCGUCCUGAUCCUCAGCACAGAGGACGGCUCCAGGAUAUUCGCAAAGUACUUCCAGCCGCCUCAUUCAGCACCCAAUGCUCCCGCAAGCGCCUCAGCCAACCCCUACUCCGAUGUCAAGGCGCAAAAGGCUUUCGAGAAGGGUCUUAUUGAGAAGACCGCCAAGCAGACCGGCGACAUUAUUCUCUACGACAACAGAAUUGUGCUGUACAAGAUGGAGUCAGAUGUCAUGAUGUAUGUUGUUGGCAGUGUCGACGAGAACGAGAUUCUGCUAUACAACACCAUUCUUGCUCUACGAGACUCUCUCCACCUGCUCUUCAAGCAAUCCGUCGAUAAGAGAACAAUCGUUGAGAACUACGACCUUGUUUCGCUCGCCAUUGACGAAAUUGUCGACGACGGCAUCAUUCUCGAGACCGACCCCACCAUCAUUGUUCAGCGUGUCAGCCGAGCACCCACACAGGAUAUGCCCGUUGGUCGCAUUGACCUUAGUGAGCAGGGCGUCAACAACCUGGCGCAGCUAGGAAAGUCGAAACUGGCGGAUUGGCUUCGACAGGGUCUGUAA
This is a messenger RNA of Fusarium venenatum, 594 nucleotides long. RefSeq names its product Longin-like domain-containing protein. The record is from RefSeq and is a predicted model, not a curated record. Gene Ontology annotation, cellular component: COPI vesicle coat. Gene Ontology annotation, biological process: retrograde vesicle-mediated transport, Golgi to endoplasmic reticulum; intracellular protein transport; intra-Golgi vesicle-mediated transport. Lineage: Eukaryota; Fungi; Ascomycota; Sordariomycetes; Hypocreales; Nectriaceae.